This is a messenger RNA of Somion occarium, 1989 nucleotides long. NCBI's taxonomy places the organism in Eukaryota, Fungi, Basidiomycota, Agaricomycetes, Polyporales, Cerrenaceae. The record is from the annotation of a GenBank genome assembly.
AAUCUGGCCAUCUACAUCGCAAGUCGCUGGUAUCCUGUUCAAGUGCGAAAUCAUUGAUUUCAGAAACAUUGCUCGCUACUCAAAACCGGUGUCAUUCGCCAGAAUGGAAUCACUGGCGGAGAUGAGUUACUCGGAGCAGCUCAGAGAUGACAUCGCUAGGAUCGACGCUAGAACGGUCGAUGACGAGCCUGCUCUCACAGCACUCAGACGUCGUUUGAAUCAGGAACAACCUGUCUUCAAACGUCUUCCCAUCGAACUGAUCCAGCAGACAACCUUAUGGUAUGCUCUGAUGAUGGGCCUUGGACACAUUCCCGACUCGUCAUAUCCUUCGCCGUAUGAGUGGUUGUAUAUCACCCACGUAUGUCAUUAUUGGCGUGAGAUCGCUCUAGGAAUGCACGAACUUUGGAAGUACAUCGUUCCAAUUAGAUUGGCAUGCGUCACAGAAAUGCUUGCUCGAUCCAGGCCGGGGCUUAUUUCUGUUCUCCCCUGUUAUGGAGAACUGCUGGGUGAUACUAGCACAGAUGAAGAUAUGGAGGGCGCAUACGAGGAGAUAUUCUCGAAUUUACACCGUGUGCAGUACUUCUCGAUCAGGUCGUGGCGACCUACCGCUAUUCGGACACUUGUCAAGAUGGACGACAUAUCGACGCUAUCACUUCGCCACGUACCCUUUCACGAGAUAGAAAAUUAUUAUGAUCAUUUCUCCGCAAAAGUAUUGGAAGUUCUCGCUGAAGACGGCUUACCUAUGCUUGAAUAUUUCAAGUGUGAGAUAUUCAAAGGCUCGUUCAACAUUAUUUCCCCCCUGUUCCGCACCAGUCUUCAUCAUCUAUGCCUUCCGUCUGUUGUCACACGCGAUUCGCCAUCGGACCUGCUACACAUACUGGGCACACUUUCUGGACUGCGUUCGCUUGAACUUGGUGUUCUUUUUUAUGCGCAGGCGGAGGAUACAGUGGACUCCACUUUGAACGCGCACCCCAUCGUGUUUCCCCACCUUCAAUUACUGAAAUUGAACAUUUAUGGGGACAGUGUUGCUCCCACAGUACUGCUGAAUGAAUUGGAAGUACGGGGUGUAGCGCAAGUUAUAAUUGAAGCGUGCCAGUGGGACUACACCGAUUACGGCCCAAUCCUUCCAGCCAUUACAACCAGACUACAGUGUCUGAAACCUUCUACAUUUCGGUCCCUUCAGGAAGUUGUCUUAGUACGCCUUCAACCCUUCUCCUUCAUCCUCACUACUCCAUCUUCCCCCCUCAAAAAAUGUGAAUGACGUCCUCGUCAUUGUGCUUGCGUCCAAUUUGAAAGAUGGUGCGGCUAGAAGUGGAUGAUCGAGGAGUGGACCAUGAGCAUUGGUGAUAGGCCUCGAGUUGCUCCUGUGUGAAUGUGACCAGGAUUCGGACCGGAAGGUCGGGGACGGUGGGUCGCUGGAAGCGCGGAAGCAUGAUCCCCAGGAUAAAACGGGCAACGGUGAGUGUGUUCAGCCGGGCCCACCUUCAUCGAACUUGCAGAAAUAUCACCCCCUUCUGUAGCCCACAGUCCACACAGAACUCAAUCCAAUCCCUCUCCAGUGCCCUGAUAUCUGCCACUCUCCCUAAGAUAUCCCGAUCAAUUCCAGUUGGGGUGGUCAAGGAUAUGAACAGUGCAGACUGGAUGAACAAAGGUUGGCAGCGACAGUGAUGAAGGCCUGCUUGGUGGAGAGCUGGGCUUGUCGAGUGAGAAUGUGCUGCACAGGCAUGGUGGGAUGAUGGUCGCAGUCGACACUGUGAGGUGGAACCAUGCACAGUGGCAAGCUUUUGAAGGCGAGCCAUUGGCCAUUACGCGGGUGGAAGUGAACAAGUGAGAGUGGAAAGAACAGAUCUUCUUUGGAGGAAUGGUGAAAUUAAGCAAAUUGUGGCUUGUAUAAAAUUAGGUAUAUCUGUAAGAAUGUCUCUAGGUGAAAAUUAGGAAAUUAGUGCAUAGUGCUGUUAGGUAACCGAAUUAGUUGAACUGCUCUUAAGG